Ceratotherium simum simum (southern white rhinoceros) is the source of this 1503-nucleotide messenger RNA. It is a transcript of the gene EXOG, whose product is annotated as exo/endonuclease G. Gene Ontology annotation, biological process: apoptotic DNA fragmentation. The record is from RefSeq and is a predicted model, not a curated record. NCBI's taxonomy places the organism in Eukaryota, Metazoa, Chordata, Mammalia, Perissodactyla, Rhinocerotidae. Gene Ontology annotation, cellular component: mitochondrial inner membrane; nucleus. Gene Ontology annotation, molecular function: nucleic acid binding; metal ion binding; RNA endonuclease activity.
AUGGCAAAAGGCAGGUGCCCUGGUUAAGAUGGCUGCCAAAAGUUUUGCUUCCCGCCUCAGGGGCUCCCGGCGCGUUUUCAGUGCCUUCGUGGCCGGAGCGGUAGUGGGCGCCACAGGGGCCGGGUUCACGGCCGUUCAGUUCCUCCGGAGUCAGGGCGCUGAGGCAGCACUGGCGGUGAGGGAGCCCGACGGUUCUGCAGAAAAGGCUCUCUUGGAACAAUUUGGAUUCCCUUUAACUGGAACAGAGACUAAGUGUUACACUAACCAUGCCUUGUCUUAUGAUCAGUCAAAGCGGGUGCCUAGAUGGGUUCUUGAACAUAUAUCCAAAAACAAGAUAAUAGGUGAUGCAGACAGAAAACAUUGUAAAUUCAAGCCUGAUCCCAACAUCCCUGCAGCCUUCAGUGCCUUCAACGAGGACUAUCUUGGAAGUGGGUGGUCACGAGGACACAUGGCUCCAGCAGGAAAUAACAAAUUUUCAUCUAAAGCCAUGGCUGAAACAUUUUACCUUUCUAAUAUUGUGCCUCAGAAUUUUGAUAAUAAUGCUGGAUAUUGGAACAGAAUAGAAAUGUACUGUCGAGAACUGACAGAGAGGUUUGAAGAUGUUUGGAUAGUCUCUGGACCAUUGACCUUACCUCAGACUGGAAGUGAUGGAAAGAAAACAGUUAGUUACCAGGUGAUUGGUGAAGACAAUGUGGCAGUCCCCUCACACCUUUAUAAGGUGAUCCUGGCUCGCAGAAGCCCAGUGUCUGCUGAACCGCUGGCACUAGGUGCCUUUGUGGUGCCCAAUGAAGCCAUUGGCUUUCAGCCUCAGUUAAGUGAAUUCCAAGUGAGCCUUCAGGACCUGGAGAAGUUGUCAGGACUGGUGUUUUUUCCUCAUUUGGAUAGAACUAGUAAUAUCAGGAAUAUCUGCUCUGUAGACACUUGUAAGCUCUUGGAUUUCCAGGAAUUUACUCUGUACCUGAGCACAAGAAAGAUUGAAGGAGCCCGAUCGGUACUCAGACUGGAAAAGGUCAUGGAAAAUUUGAAGAACGCGGGGAUUGAACCGGAUGAUUAUUUCAUGAAUCGCUAUGAGAAGAAACUAGAAGAACUCAAAGCUAAGGAGCAGUCAGGAAUCCUGGAGAAAAAGCCAUCUUAGUUUUUAUCUCAGAAGAUGUGUGAUAUCAUCUGUAAUGAAGCAGGCAUGCCCUCUUCAGGCUAAUGUAUUUCAGUGGCCUUGCUUUAAAGAAAUGAUGGGAUCCUAAAUUUAAGGUAAAAUUUCUCCCUGAAAGAUGAAAGAUCUAAAAUUUUCUGGUCAGUAUUUUAUUUGACAUGGGAACUAAUUAUUAAGGAAAUUACUACACCUGCAGAUGGAGGGCUGAUCUUGUGUCAAGUUAACAAGAGGACUGUGUCCACAAGAUGACACUGUGUUCGUGUCCCUUUGGAUGUAUAGUAUGUGAAGUGUUUUAUUUUUGUGCCUUCAGAUUGUAUAGUGUGAUGUAUCUGCUCAGCCUUCUUGGAACCCGA